This is a messenger RNA of Candidula unifasciata, 1112 nucleotides long. The record is from the annotation of a GenBank genome assembly. NCBI's taxonomy places the organism in Eukaryota, Metazoa, Mollusca, Gastropoda, Stylommatophora, Geomitridae.
CUGCUUUCAUUCUAACUUACUUAUUUAUUUUGUUUGUUUUAAAGCCGAUUCGAAUUGUGAUCCUGGGACCUCCAGCAUCAGGAAAGAGCACUGUUGCCAAGCAGCUGUGUGAUUUUUACAAACUCCAUCACAUUCAGAUCAAAGAGGUCAUUGAUGAGGCCAUAGCCAGUCUGAAAGCUAAGACCAAGAGGUUGAGUGACUUGUUGCCUGAAGAAAUGGAUGACUAUGAACCACCAUCAGACCUUACCUCCGUCACCCGCGACCUCUUGGACGAGAUCGAGCUGAACAGAGAAAGCAAUAAUGGGCGAAUAGAGGACAAGUAUAUCAUUAGCUUCCUGCGCGACAAACUGAUGUCGAUGCCUUGUCAGAACCAAGGCUUUGUCUUGGAUGGAUAUCCCAAGACUAUUGCUCAAGCACGGGAGCUCUACAAGAGUCUGACUCCUGACGAACCGAGCGUGGAUCUGCUUGACGCUUACAACAGAAUCAUCCUCCCAGAGUUCGUGGUCAACCUAGAAGCAACCGACGCUUUCUUAAUGCGAAAGGUCAUGAACCUUCCAGAGGCGGUAGUUAUGAAUACCCACAACACUGAAGCAGGACUGACGCGCAGAUUGAAGGAGUACUGGGCCGUGAACACAUAUGAUGAAACUGUAUUGAACUUUUUUGACGAGUUGGAGCUGCAGUCCGAGAAAAUAGAUGUGACAAAAGACAGCUCACCCAUGAUGAAAGACACCGUUGAAAAGAUCAAGAAGAGCAUAGGAAGUCCACGCAAUUAUGGGACAACUGUCGAAGAGCUGGAGCAGAUGAAAAAGUUGGAAGAGCAGGGAAGGAUGAAAAAAGAACGCAGAGAACGAAGACAUAUGGAGAGACACGAGGCGGAAGAACAGCAAGAGAAAAAGCGACGGCUGGAAGAAUGGUCACAGAGGCUGCAGGAAGUUAAGAAGCAGGAGUUUGAGUUGCUGGAGGUGCAGUCCAUCCCUCUAAGGAACUAUCUCAUGGUGUACGUGAUGCCCACACUCACCCAGGGAUUGAUCGAAUGCUGCAAGGUCCGACCUGACGAUCCCAUUGAUUUCUUGGCUGAGUUCUUAUUCCAACACAAUCCGCAAAUGGACUAG